This is a messenger RNA of Mytilus californianus (California mussel), 5914 nucleotides long. RefSeq lists its product as uncharacterized. Bases 198 to 4310 code for a protein of 1370 amino acids. NCBI's taxonomy places the organism in Eukaryota, Metazoa, Mollusca, Bivalvia, Mytilida, Mytilidae. The transcript has 19 exons. The record is from RefSeq and is a predicted model, not a curated record. Gene Ontology annotation, molecular function: protein-containing complex binding; intracellularly cGMP-activated cation channel activity; intracellularly cAMP-activated cation channel activity. Gene Ontology annotation, cellular component: plasma membrane; intracellular cyclic nucleotide activated cation channel complex. Gene Ontology annotation, biological process: monoatomic cation transmembrane transport.
GAUCAUUUUCUCAGGUAAACACAGGUCUCCGGUGAUUUGAGGUACAGCCUGAGAGUAAUCUCAGGUACAGCGUAGAACAUUUCAAAACCACGAUAAGAAAUACAAUGUCAGACGUAAAAAAAUGGUGGGCUGCAGAAGUAACUUUUAAAGGUGGUGCUUACUCACUUAAAUUAUGAAUCAAUACGAUAUCAAGAAGUAUGGGUGACAGUGAUGAUAAAAUUCCACCCAGGAUUGAAGUCAGUCAUUUUGCUGGUUCCAAAGUAUCAACUAUCUCUGAGGAAAGCCUAAUAAAUGGUAAUGAAGAGCUUCCUGGGGGAGUUAGUAAUCCAGUCUUUAAAGUAGAGGAACCCAGUGAAGUAACUACCCCAGAACCAGAGCAUUUUACCUUUGACACAGAAUCCAUUCAGCGUUUCAAGUCCCAGCCACGUAGAGGAACAUAUGCUGGAGGUAUAAAUCCAGCACAUAGAUUGUUAAUUACCGGGAGAAGAAGUAGUGAAAAUGUUGGCCCGCUAAAGAAUGACUUCAGUAUUCCAGAUAUCCAUACAAACCAUGGAAUACAGUUCACCAGUGAUGAUUUGGGACAGAAACAAUCCAAUAAUUGGGACAGUUUCCCAUCUGAUGGACAAUUACCAGCCCCUCCAACCCCAGGAUUACUGAGCAUCAAUGGUUAUGAUAGACACGGUCAUCCUCCACCCAGUCCUGGGUUACUCAGUAUUAAUUCUGUAUGGAGUGAACUGGGGAAAAUCAGCUCAAGAAGGUCCUCAUAUACUGAAUCUAAUGAAAGCUCAUUUAGAAGUGGAUCUCUGUCCAACCUCAGCAGUAGUCUCAGUGAGCAUCUACAUAACUUGGUGAGAGCUUUCUCUAGUCGGACAGAAAGGGUCAAGGCCAGUACAGUAGUGCCACCUUCACCUUCUGAUUCACCAGAGUAUGAUGCAAAUUCAGAUGCCUUAUCAGCCAUCACCAAUUUUGAGGAGCCUCCUCAAAGGACACAUAGGAUUGAUUCAUUCAUACCAGGUCACAAGCCUACCCCUACUGGAGAGCCUGAGGAAGAACAUCACCUUUUUAGGUGUUGUAGAUCAACAAGAUUUACCUGUAAAAUUCCUAAGGUGUUUGAAGCACAAAGUAAAAUUUACAUGGGGUGGUUAUUUUUGGUAACCUUGACUUUUAUGUACAAUGCAUAUGCCAUUCCACUGAGAGCAUCAUUCCAAACAAGAUAUAUGAAUGACAGGAACAAACUGUAUUGGCUAUUAGCAGACUAUACAGCUGAUGUUAUUUAUUUAUUGGAUAUUUUAGUGUUCAAACCGAGGCUGACCUAUUUAGUCAGUGGAUUGAAUGAGACUGAUGUUAAAAAAACAAGAAAACAUUACAUGAAGAAGAGUAUAUUCAAGUUUGAUGUCUUGUCAUUGAUGCCAUUAGAUAUAUUUUACUUUGUGACUGGUAUACAUGGAACAUCAACAUUACUAAGACUCCCAAGAUUGAUGAAGAUUCAAACAUUUUGGGAAUUUUACCAGAGAUGUGAUCAGGCUGUUAGAUCAGCACAUAUAUUAAGAAUUUUGAAGACAAUGACCUACAUGGUGUUCCUGAUCCAUAUAGAAACUUGUGGUUACUAUUCAGUAUCACUGUAUGAAGGAUUCGAUAAAAAUCUAUGGGUGUACAAUGGGCAAGGAAAUGCGUAUAUCAGGUGUUUUUAUUUGGCUACCAAGACAGCAACCUCUAUAGGAAAGAUAAACAAACCACAGAAUGAAUUGGAGUAUGUUUUCAUGACAGUUUACUGGUUGUCAGGUGUCUUUGUUUUUGCUUUACUGGUUGGUCAAAUACGUGACAUAGUAGAGUCUGCACAGAGGGUGAAGACAAUGUAUGAUAAAAGAAUGGAAACAGCUUUGAGAUAUGUUAAAAAUCUUAACCUACCAAAAGAAAUGAGAGAAAAAGUUAGAGUUUGGUUUCUGUACAACUGGCAACAACAAAAAGUUUUAGAUGAAAAGGCAUUAAUGGACACAUUACCUACGAAGUUGAGGACAGACUUAGCCAUUCAUGUACACUUCAACACGUUAAGUAAAGUGAAAUUGUUUCAAGAUUGUGACAAGUCUUUGCUGUACAAUCUGGUGUUGAAACUAAAGCCUAUGUUAUACCUGCCUGGAGAAUAUGUGUGUAGAAAGGGUGAAGUAGGAAAAGAAAUGUAUAUAGUUAGCCAAGGAAUAGUAGAAGUUGUUGGUGGACUUGAAAAUUCGAUUGUGUUUGCAACUUUAAAAAAUGGUUCAGUGUUUGGCGAAAUUAGUUUGUUAUCAGUGGGGACAGAGGGUAAUAGAAGAACAGCUGAUGUCAGGGUCAAAGGAUUCACUAACUUGUUCAUGCUGAGUAAAGCUGACUUUGAGUCGGCAAUGAGUGAGUUUCCUGCAGCACAUACAAUGUUAAAGAAAAGAGCUAGAAAACUACUAAGACAAAAUGCUAAGAUGACUAAGAAAGAAAGUGAAAGUUCUCUUUGUGGAAGUAAAGUGGAUGUUGAAGAAAUUUUUCACCCACCAAAGGAACGUAAAAAAACACCAAAAUUACUACAGACUGUUAUGCAGGUGAUGAAUCCAGCGUCCCAAGUCAUUAAGAAAUUAGGAUCUUCCUCUGAUGAGAUUCAAGGUCAUCAAGGGGAGAUAACUAAGUCUGAGGAUGUGAACUCAAGUGAAUUUAUAAAACCAGAUGGCAACAGCUAUAGUGAAAAUAACCACAUACAAAAUGUAGAUGUAAAGAUGAAUUCUGAUGAUAAUCAGAUGAUUGAAGUGAAAAAAGACAACUUACAGGAGGAUGGAGUUUCAAAGAAGGAGGAAAGUAGAUCUUUAACUGCACAGGAGGUUGAGGAUUUUUAUGAUGAAAUACUAAAAGCUACAGAGGGAAAUCCUAAAACAUUUGAUGAGGCUGUAAUGGGCACAAAGAAUCAACUAAACAGAGAUGGAACAGCACACACAGAUGACAGUGUUGAUUCGGGUGUGCAUGUUGCCAAAGCAGCAAGUCCCACAAGUAGUAUCAAAACUAUUAGCAAGAAGGCUAGUAAAGAGUCAUUUUUCACAGUAUCUACAGAAGAUACAGAUAAUCAAAAAGGAAAAGUGGGAUUGUUGGCAGAAUUCUUUGAAGAUGAUAUACAUAAUGAUCUGACUAAUAAUGAAAAUCAAACUAAAUAUGAAAUGGAAACUUCCAACAGUGCAGCAAAAAAACAAAUUCAUAAUGAGGCUCAUAAAAUUGUUGUGAAACCAGUCACGAAUGAAUCAGUAAAGAAACAGGGAUCUGAAGUUAUGAACAGAAAACCUUGGAAUUCACCAGUUAAGAAAGUUACAAAUCAUACUAACAAUAGUUCAAAUGUGUCGAAUAUAAAACCCACAAAAGAUUCAAAACAAAAAGGAAGUGAUACUACAAAGAAAGUUGAAAAAUCAGAUAAACAAACUGGUUUAUUAAUUAAACCUGGAUCAAAAAGACCUACUAUAAUGGGCAUGAAAUCUGCAAGGAAAAUAACACCUGAAAUUCGUAUUGACAGUGACCAUAUUACAAAACCACAUGUAAAGAAGAAAACAGAUAAUAAGUCACCUUCUAAAAAUGUUAUUUUGACGAAUUCUAGCAAACCUUCACAAAAACCGUUAUAUGAUCCUACUAAAAACUCUCAGAAAAAGGAUUCAGGAUUAAGUAUGAAAUGUGAUGAAAAGAAAUCUGAUUCUGUUGGAGAUACAGAUAGUCAGCUGGAAAAAAAUAUAUUUGAAAUUCUAGACUCGGAUGAAAAAUCUGAUGGUGAUAAACAUGAAAGAAAUGAAACAGAAAGUAGUAAUAAGAAACAAAGUUAUGAAAAAGAAAAUAAUAAUCAUGAAUGGAAAAAACAAAAUGAUAUUGAACAGAAAACUUACCUAAACCAAAACUAUGAACAUCGCAUUUCAAAGAUAGAAACCUCUAUAAGUAGUUUGUCAAGUGAAAUAGAAAAGGCAGAUGCAUUACUGAGAGAUCUAUGCUCUGACGAUGAUGAUGAUUUGAUACAAUAUGAACGAAAAGACGAGCUUAAUCAGUCUAAAGGAAACACUCACACAAAACCACCAUCACAAGGCAAAAUAGACGUUGUUGAGGCAAAACAACCUGAUACUGUCGCCUUUACUAUACCUGCCAAAAACCAAAUAACAUGUUCCGUUGAAGUUCAUCGGGAAAAGUCAUUGACCCCUCUGGACAUAAGGGGUGAUAUAAUUACACCUAUUUCUUUGACUGAAUGGAUUGAAAAUGCUAAUGAAUCUCUGAGGAAAAGAAAAGAGAGCUCAACAUCUAGUAUUUUUCACGAAACUGGAGUUUGAAAUUAUUACCAUGAAUUAUCACAGUUACAGAAAUUGUUUUUAAAUCAAAGUGCAAUUCUGUUGUAGGCAAAAUGAUACAAUAGAGAUCUUUAUACAUUGACUUUUCCCUAAAAUUUUGACAGAAAGAUAUUGUUAUCUGCACUCCCGAAAUUUGUAAAGGAUACAUGUAUAUGCUUUCAUGACUUAGUUUACAAAGAUAUUGUUAUCUGCACUCCCCAAAUUUGUAAAGGAUACAUGUAUAUGCUUUCAUGACUUAGUUUUUUAUUUUGGCAUGUCUACAUUAACUUUGCAGUAUAUUCUUAUGUAAUAAUGUCUUGCUGUCUCUCCUACCAUACAUCAGUGUCAGGUAUUGGUACUUAGUGAUAAUAGGAAAAUAACCAAAGUAUUCAUGCCUAGAGUUUAUUCAGGGAACUGAUGAUAAUUUCAAUGUAUUAUCCAGGAUAUUAAACAUGAUAAAUUUAUUAUAUCUGUUAAACCACAAUGCUUUAAGGAUAUUUGUUUUUGAGUUGUUUUUUUUUUUAGAUGUAUACUUUAAUUUAAGAAAAUAUGAACAAGUUUAGAAUCAUAUAUCAAGGUUGCUGUACACAAUUUGUUAAUGCAUUGUCUAGGAAAAAUUCAGAGGAGUUUGAACAUAUUAAGGAAAUGUUGAAAAACUGAUUGCAGUUUAAGAAUCUUGUAAAGUUAUAGGAUAUAAUGAACAUUAUAAAACGAGAAUGUUUUUUAAUAACCUGACAUUUUACAAUCUGAAUACUAAAAAAAGAGUCUUGAUUAUAUUUCAAAACCAGGAUCUUAUUUUAUACUAGAAUUUUUUAUUUUUGUUGUAUUUAUGAAUUUUACAUAAAAUUCUAUCUAGUCAAUGGUGGUUUUUAUACAUAGAGUCUGUUGUUAACUUAGUACUUAAGUUAUUGAUUUGUUUGUUACAUAAUUUUGUAUUGUUACUUAUAUUUUUAUAUGUCAUGUGCAAUAUUGUUUCCUCACAUACAAUAUAUUUUGUCAUUCCAGUGCAAUAUUUACUUUAAUUUUUCCUGCUCUUUUUAAUAUUGUCAUAUUAUGUAUUGCAUCAGUGAUCUAUCCCAUGUUAGAAUUUAUCAUAUCCAAGUCAAACUACUUUAAUACUUGUGUGCUUGAUAAAUAGAUGUUUGAUGUAUACAAACUUCUCUUGAAACAGAGAGUCAAUUAUUAAAAUGGUAGAAUUAAUUUAUUUUAUACAAGGCACUUGCCUUAUACUAUUUUUUUUUACCAGUUGAUCAGUUUGAAGACAAAAAAUCAAAAGUAAUCUAAGAAACCAGCAUAUAAAAGGUCUUCAACAAAAAGUCCUAUACAAUAUGUCAAGCUGUUGUUAUAACCAAUUUUCUUCAAUUAUUGCUGGUUCUGUAAACUAUACCUUUGAAAAAUUCCACUGAUUGAUGCAAACAUUGUAUAUGGCCACCAUCAUCACACAUAACUGAACAUUUGACAAUGAAGACAUUGAUUCUGUGUGAUGAAUGAAGCUAGGUGAUAUUUACAGAUUCAAAUUCAAGCUAUAAGUGAUCUCUAAAGCAUUGUUUUCUUUUUGUACUGUUAUAUAUUUAUUGUUAUUUAGAAAUAAACCAAUGUUUAUUACA